Molecule: messenger RNA, 1101 nt
Organism: Penicillium expansum
Lineage: Eukaryota; Fungi; Ascomycota; Eurotiomycetes; Eurotiales; Aspergillaceae
Exons: 1
Coding region: 1-1101 (366 amino acids)
Biological process (GO): regulation of cell cycle
Cellular component (GO): nucleus
Source: RefSeq, a predicted model, not a curated record
AUGUCCAAUCAAUUAUUCACCAUUCUUGACACAACUCUCACCCUCAUCGGCCAAUUUCAAAUAGCCCUCACCGCGCCCCCAGCAGCCGCAACCGAAGCCGCAAACGAUGCCGAAACCCUGCCCCUCCUAACGGCCUCCUCGAGCGCGCUCAAAGGACACGUCACGAAACUCUCCCUGCUGGCUGUUACCUCGCCCUUCACGCAUUCCGCUGUUAGCACUGUGCUCCGCGAGCUCAAUGAAUCUAUACUGCCGUCCCUCGUGACCGCUUCCCUUCUCGUUACACCAGCGCAAUACACCAAGGCCUUUCACUCCGAGGUAUUAGUUCUUGUCAAGACAGCUUUGACGGAGCUUUCCGGGCUGGUUCGGGAGGUCAAAUCUGUCGGAGAAAAGAAAAAGCAGGAGAAGAAGGAUACAGGGAAGGAGAGCGGUGUGACGAAAUCCGAGAAGGAUGCCGUGAUGCUCGCUACAGGCCGUACCUGGGAUGCGUGCGAUGCUGCGACCGAUGUUGCGAAUAAGGGCGUUGUUGGAUUUGUCAUGCGCCGCGUGGAGCAGUGGAGGGACCUGGUUCGCGACGCGGUUGAGGAAAUUGAGGAUUGGGAUCCAGAAGAAGAGGACGAUGGUUUCUUUGAUGACAUUCUGGGUGAUGAGGGGAAGAAUGAAGAUGAUGAUGAGGACGAUGAUGAGGAUGACGAAGAAGAGACAGCUGCUCUCCAGGAACACAAGAAAUCUACCCUUCGUUUCUUAAAGCCUAUCGCUCAGGCCUACCCAGCUAUCAUCAACAACCGGCUGAAGAAUGCCGGAAAUGCGCCGUUGGCUUCUUCGUUGGGUGUCAAGAAGCUGGAGUCCUUGAUGCUAAAUCUGCAAGCCAUCCCAGACAAUGUCGACGAGGCAGCUGGCGCGUUGUAUGACGCCAAUUUUGAAACCUCUGCUGAGUAUCUGCGGAAGACGAAGAAGUGUGCCACACAAGCGGUGGAGUUGGUCGCGUCGCCCUGGGGCGCUGCGGAUGUUAAGGACGAUGCACCUGCAGACAAGUUCGCUGCAUGGUCGAAGACGUGGCUCAAGGUGAUUGACGAGGUCAGCAAGUCAAUUGAAGAAAACUGA